Molecule: messenger RNA, 2493 nt
Organism: Solea senegalensis (Senegalese sole)
Lineage: Eukaryota; Metazoa; Chordata; Actinopteri; Pleuronectiformes; Soleidae
Gene: sik2b
Product: salt-inducible kinase 2b
Exons: 11
Coding region: 464-2296 (610 amino acids)
Biological process (GO): microtubule cytoskeleton organization; intracellular signal transduction; protein phosphorylation
Cellular component (GO): cytoplasm
Molecular function (GO): ATP binding; protein serine/threonine kinase activity; tau-protein kinase activity
Source: RefSeq, a predicted model, not a curated record
ACACGUCAACCGGAGAACAUGAUGCCUCUCUGCGAGUCAACGCGUACGCUCCGUGGCUGAUAGAGGCACCUCCAGCUGAAACAUUAGAGCCGUAUUGUAGCGGAGGACGUGCCGAGUGUGUUUGUGUGUGAACCUGUCAACAAAUGGCCUGCUGCUUCUCCUUCUUGUCGCCGGACUGAGUGUGGCGCUCAGGCCGACACAUAUCAACUUUGUCUCGGUUUUCUUUAAUGGACGCGCUUCGAGCGGCGGAGGCAGCGGCAGCAGCAGCGGCGGCGGACAGUUUGUUUGACUUUGCUCCUUAUCUAUAGCUGCUCAAGCAACCAAGCAAGCCCGCGUGUGUGCGAGAAAGAGUGAGCACCCCUCCACCACCACCCCUAGCCCCACCACCACCACCACAGUGUGUCCCCCUCUGCUUCGUCUGGCCGCCUCCUCCUCGUCUACAAACAGUCAUAUUUAGACCAGCAUGGUCAUGGCUGACAGUGUCCAGAAACCGCUGAUCCGGGGUCCCGUCCGAGUGGGCUUCUACGACAUCGAGCGCACGUUAGGAAAGGGCAAUUUCGCUGUGGUGAAGCUGGCGCGACACCGUAUUACCAAGACCGAGGUGGCCAUUAAAAUCAUUGAUAAGACCCAACUGGAUGCUGUCAACCUGGAGAAGAUCUACAGAGAAGUUCAGAUCAUGAAGAUGCUUGACCACCCCCACAUCAUCAAACUCUACCAGGUGAUGGAGACGAAGAACAUGCUUUACUUAGUCACGGAGUAUGCCAAGAAUGGGGAGAUUUUUGACUACCUGGCAAAGCACGGCCGCCUCAGUGAGCUGGAGGCCAGGAGGAAGUUCUGGCAGAUCCUGUCGGCAGUCGAGUACUGUCACAACCGCAACAUCGUCCACAGGGAUCUGAAGGCAGAGAAUCUGCUGCUGGAUGGCCACAUGAACAUCAAGAUUGCAGAUUUUGGAUUCGGGAACUUCUUCCAGCCGGGGGAGCCUCUGGCCACAUGGUGCGGCAGCCCACCUUAUGCUGCUCCAGAGGUUUUUGAGGGACAGCAGUAUGAGGGCCCGCAACUCGACAUCUGGAGUAUGGGGGUGGUGCUCUAUGUGCUGGUGUGUGGUGCGUUGCCCUUCGAUGGGCCCACUCUCCCUGUGCUCAGACAGAGAGUCCUGGAAGGAAGGUUUCGAAUCCCCUACUUCAUGACUGAGGACUGUGAGCACCUGAUACGCAGGAUGUUGGUCCUGGACCCAUCAAAGCGUCUGUCUGUGGCCCAGAUUAAGGAGCACAAGUGGAUGGCUCUGGAUGUUCCGGUACAGAGGCCUGUCCUGUACCAACAGCCACUGCCCGCUGAGGCUCAGGCGGCUGUAGGAGAAUACAGUGAGCAGGUCCUCCGCCUGAUGCACAGCCUCGGCAUCGACCAACACAAGACUAUAGAGUCUCUGCAGAACAAAAGCUACAACCACUUUGCUGCAAUCUACUACCUGCUGGUGGAGCGACUCAAGGCCCAUCGAUGCAGCUUCCCCGUUGAACAGAGACUCGAUGCCCGCCAGCGUCGGCCAAGCACCAUCGCUGAGCAGACUGUCGUCAAGUCAACCAGCGGAUCAGCCCAGGUGGGUUUGCUCCCGCAGGGUGUUCGUCUGUUGCGCUCCCCCGCUGUUCCCCAAGCCUCCUCUGAAGCUUUCACUUUCCCCCAGACUGCCUCUCCCCUCGAGCAGAAUUUCAUGGUGGAGGAUGUUAACACACCCAAAGUGAAUGGCUGCAUGCUGGACCCCCUGCCUCCCACCACUGUCCUCCACAAGUCCUCCACCUCGUCACCUAGCAACAUGAUGGAGACAUCCAUCGAUGAAGGCAUCGAGACUGAGGAGCCUGAUACAGAUGAUGAUCCAGCCCACUUGCUCUCGGCCUAUCAGACGGCGCGGUUUGGCCAGCGGCGACACACCCUCUCUGAGGUCACUAAUCAGCCCAACCAAGGCAAGUUAUUCACUCUAGGCCACAACCCCUCCAUGGGUAGUGUGGACUCGGACAUCGGCUAUGACAUGGGCUCCAUGCACAGUGACCUUGGUCUCCUGGAAGAUCCGCCCUCUCUCAGUGAAGUGGUACAGGCCAACAGCUCUGCGUCUUGUGUCACUCCUACGCCUUUCUUAAACACUCGGCCUCCCAACCCUGCAAUGGCCGCCCUGACUUCCCAGCAUCGGGAGACGCAUAACCGCUCUCCUAUCAGCUUCAGAGAAGGACGCCGUGCCUCGGACACCUCCCUCACCCAAGGUUUGAACCACCAUAUAUAUUUCGAAGUAUGGAAAAGGUCUCACUGAAAAGCCUCAGUUAAUCCCAACACAAAGGCAGUCACGUGACAUUUUGACAAGUUCUCUGUAGAGAGUGCUGUAAAACAUUCUUUGACAUAUGGAAAUUUACUGUCAGAAGUCGGAAGAGUCACGACAGACGAUGCCGUGAUAUCACUGAUCAGUCAUACACAAGUGUCAAUUAAAUCCCAGUAUGAUGUAUGAGGUGU